AUGGCCGAUGCUAGACGUUUACCAGUAUUAAAUUUGAUUGCACCUAUUCUUGCUAAAAAUAAGCCGUAUACAGGCCAAGAACCUUCUGAUAAUUAUUUGGAUAGGCUUAUUCAAUCAAUAUCAUUUGCGCAAAGACAUAUGACUGUUCUUGAAAAUGCAAAUGCCGGAGAUUUUGAUGAUGCUGUCAAGUAUGAUAUUUAUAAAGCUCCGUCAGAUGGGAGGAAAAUAUUUACCAGUGUAGCGGAUGGUGAUGUCCAAACUGUAAGAUUUCUUAAGAAUCACUUGUUAGGUAAUCUUUAUACAUGGAUGCGAGCUGUUGCUCCUGCCGGUAUUGAUGCAUUCUUUACACAACUUAAAGAUAUGUGGUUGGAGCGUGCUCCCAAUCUAAAUGGAGGUCAAAAUUAUCAGAGUAAUUCUUCAACUGAGAUUGAUAAGUUAAAUUCCAAAAUAGCCUCCCUUGAAGCACAGUUAGUUCAACUGAUUCAGGCACAACCCCAAAAUAAUGAUGCCUUAGAAAAGAUGUAUAUACGCGCAGUGCGGUUAGGAAUGCCAGUUGAUGCACCAAAAGAUCUUACAUCCUUAGAUAAUUAUAUUAAUGAUGAAUUAAUAAGGAGAUUGGGCGUUGCUAAUACCAAUUACACCAAGCUUUCCAAAAAAUACUCUCAAAUGGUUAAUGUGGUCAAAAAGUUAGCCAAGCAUAAAUGCUCUAAUUGUGGUAAAGCUGGCCACAAUUCUCGUAAAUGUCUCAGAAAAAAGAAGAGUAAGUCUAAAAAAGGUAAAGUAAAUCUUGCCACUUUAGAUUUAGGUUCAGAUUCGAACACUAACUCUGAUAAGUCGUCUGAUGACUCUUCUAAUUCUAGUUUGAGUUCUUCAUCUGAAUUCGAGUCUGAAGCUGAUAUUAAUAAAUCAAAGAGCCACCUUACGGCCAAGUCUCAAGAGGUAACAGAUAUAGAGACAGCUCCUUUGGUCUCAGCUCCUUUCUCUAAAAAGAAAAAGCGAAAAAUCGAUUUUGUUCAGAAAAAGGAUCCUGCCACUGAUGUUGUUACUACUAAGUGUAAAAUCAAGCAUCUGAUCAUUCCGGUUGCUGUGGUUGAUUCUGGUGCUAAUUUUGCAAUUAUGACAGAUGAUAUCUCUAAACGAUCAAAGCUAGAAAUUGAUACAAAAGAAAAACAUGAUCUCAGAGUUAAAUACCCUAAGCCGAUACUAAUCUUACCCAACACACUUCUUGAUAAAUAUAAUUAUGAUUUACUUGCAUCAAAGCAGGAAUUGAGACUAAAGUGUAAUGGUAAGGAAUUUUUUAUCCCAAGUAAUAUGCAUAAGGUCAAAAAUAAGCUUGAGGUGAAUUGUGCGAUCACUACUUCCAAAUGUGAUGAAUCCUCGACCCCGAACUGUAUUUCGCAGGAUUUAAGUGAGGAUUAUGAUGUAUUAAAAAAAAAGUGA
Molecule: messenger RNA, 1440 nt
Organism: Rhizophagus irregularis DAOM 181602=DAOM 197198
Lineage: Eukaryota; Fungi; Glomeromycota; Glomeromycetes; Glomerales; Glomeraceae
Source: RefSeq, a predicted model, not a curated record